AUGGCUUCUCUCCUUGCCAAGCUCUUCCGCCGGAAGAAGCAACCCCCCAUGGUCUGCGCCGUCGCUCUCGACGACCAUGGCCAUCCCAUUGGCGAGGACCCCAAUCACAAGCACACGGCCGCUUGCUUCGUCGACUUUGAACCCCUCUCCCUCAUUGAACUCUUUCAAUCCCAAGGCUGCCAAUCCUGCCCAGCCGCUGUCCCUGAUAUUCUCGACGCGACAAAGGACCCCAACCUUCUUCUUCUUACCUACAACGUCACGCUGUUUGACCACACUGGCUGGAAAGACACCUUUGCAAACAACACCUCAGACCAGCGUCAGAGAGCUUACGCUAUGAAGUGGCAACGCAAGAGUAUCUUUACUCCUCAGAUCGUCAUCAAUGGCGUGGCCGAUGGCUCUUCCGCCGGAGAUGUCCAACAGCUUGUUCAACAGGCCAGGACUGCUCGGGCAGGAAUGGGAUGGAACAUUUAUCUUGACGCCAACGACACUGAUGUCAGAAUUGAUUCAACUGCCGAAACGGUGGAUAGACAUGACAUUCUUGUCAUCCUUUACCGAGCCAGUGAUGAAAAGGUCAAGAUUGGGAAGGGUCCCAACAAGGGCAAGAAGCUCAACCACCGCAAUGCAGUGACGAAUGUCAUGAAGAUUGGAGAGUGGACCGGAGGAAAUCUAACGAUUCCGCUGCCUGCUUCUAGGGACUCAAUGAAGCCGGGUGAGGAAGCUGUUGUUGUUCUUCAAGAGGGCGGUGCUGGAGGUGCCAUCGUGGCUGUUGCCAAAGUCUAG
Molecule: messenger RNA, 780 nt
Organism: Fusarium keratoplasticum
Lineage: Eukaryota; Fungi; Ascomycota; Sordariomycetes; Hypocreales; Nectriaceae
Exons: 1
Coding region: 1-780 (259 amino acids)
Source: RefSeq, a predicted model, not a curated record